Molecule: messenger RNA, 807 nt
Organism: Pseudomassariella vexata
Lineage: Eukaryota; Fungi; Ascomycota; Sordariomycetes; Amphisphaeriales; Pseudomassariaceae
Exons: 1
Coding region: 1-807 (268 amino acids)
Biological process (GO): exocytosis
Cellular component (GO): Golgi to plasma membrane transport vesicle; cell tip
Molecular function (GO): guanyl-nucleotide exchange factor activity
Source: RefSeq, a predicted model, not a curated record
AUGACGAUGACCCUCCCACCAACAAUAUCAACGACUACGUCAACGUGCUGUCCAAGCUGUGGCUUCUCCCUCCAAUCUCUCUCCACCACCGACCCGCACGCCGCCCUCCUCCAAGCGCAAAAGCAAAUAGAAGACUUGCAGGCGCAAGUCGGACUCCUGAGCCAAAAGGCCACCGCCGCCGUCGACCGCUGGGCCGACUACGAGGACGAACUCUCCCGUUUGCGCGCCGCUUCCACUACCUCGGUCGCGACGACCACGACAUCGCAACACACCCCCCACAACUCGACCCCCAGUCUCCCCACCUCGAGCCCACGAUCCUCCUUCCUCGGCAACAGCGCCAGCGCCGCCGCUGGUGCAGCCGCGAGUCGCAUAUCGCAACUCCUGUCGCCGCGCAAAUCCGUGCCCAACAUCGGGACGUCGUCGAAUCGCGCGUCGUUGUCGAGUCCGCAGCUGACACUACCUCUCGGCGGUGGAUCUGGCGCAAAUAGCAACGAUGACCUGGUCGAGGCGCUGAAUCGAGAACAGAGGUUACGGAAAGCGGCGGAGGGGAAGCUGAACGAUACGAGUCGGGAGGUGGAGGAGCUGAGCGCGACGUUGUUCGAGCAGGCCAACGAGAUGGUAGCUAGCGAGCGGAGAGCGAGGGCGAAGCUCGAGGAGAGGGUGGGGAUUCUGGAGCGGAGGGAUGAGGAGAAGAGGGCAAGAUUGGAUCGGUUGGAAGGGGCGAUGGGGAGGAUUGAGAGGGUGAGGGGGUUGUUGAAUGAGACGAAGGGGACGGCAAGAGAGACGGACGACCAACAUGAGGCAUGA